Sciurus carolinensis (gray squirrel) is the source of this 291-nucleotide messenger RNA. RefSeq names its product ataxin-7-like protein 3B. The record is from RefSeq and is a predicted model, not a curated record. Gene Ontology annotation, biological process: regulation of gene expression. NCBI's taxonomy places the organism in Eukaryota, Metazoa, Chordata, Mammalia, Rodentia, Sciuridae.
AUGGAGGAAGUUUUGUUGACUAACCUAGAUACUAACAAGCUAGAGGCCAUUGCUCAGGAGAUAUAUGUAGAUCUCAUAGAGGAUUCUUGUUUGAGCUUCUGCUUUGAGGUACACUGGGCAGUCAAGUGCGGCAACUUCUACCAGAAGUUAGCAGAGAUUGGUAGUGUAAAGGAUUUUGGCAUCCAACCAGUGGAAGAUAAAGGAGCAUGCCACCUUUUGCUUUGUUCCCUUCCUGGAACUGGGGAUGGGCCUGAUCAGCAGCUAUAGCACUCACCUCCAGAAUUCCAGUAG